Glarea lozoyensis ATCC 20868 is the source of this 3864-nucleotide messenger RNA. Its product is annotated as P-loop containing nucleoside triphosphate hydrolase. NCBI's taxonomy places the organism in Eukaryota, Fungi, Ascomycota, Leotiomycetes, Helotiales, Helotiaceae. The transcript is spliced from 3 exons. Gene Ontology annotation, biological process: nuclear-transcribed mRNA catabolic process, 3'-5' exonucleolytic nonsense-mediated decay. Gene Ontology annotation, molecular function: RNA helicase activity; RNA binding; ATP binding. Gene Ontology annotation, cellular component: Ski complex. The coding region runs from base 1 to 3864 and encodes 1287 amino acids. The record is from RefSeq and is a predicted model, not a curated record.
AUGGCCGAUAGUCUUGUCGACUCCCUAGAAAGAGUCCAUCUGGACUCAAACCCAGGAGAUGAUACUACGGAUGACUGGAUUGAUAGCAUUCUUGAUUCUCAACGGCCACGCAAGCGGGUGAAGCAGGAUCCAGAAGAUUUGAAGCGAUCACUAGAAGAGAAAUAUCUUACUCCGUCGACCUCAUUUUCUACAGAAUGGCUCAACAAACUGCAACAACGGUGGGAUACCCCGACAGAUUUCACGACCCUCUUCAAAAUUGCGCCGACCCAGACUCGUACUAUUACGCGAUUUACACGAGAAGGCCUCGAAGGUCGGGUUACGGGAUACAAAGAAGUCACAGUUCCCGCGAAUAGUGCCACGGCGAAGAACUCGACAUCCUUCUUGCGAAAGCCAGCCAACAGAGCGGAUAUGGUACGUGGCGCAGCUGGGUUCUUUCCAUUUGCUCCUGGAGGUCUUGAAAGCGUAGAAGCUGCUGCUGCUCUAGAUGAACAGAAUAUAAGAACCGAAAGCUUUGCUGGUGCGAAUGGUGGAAAGAGCAAAUUGGAAAGAGUCAUUAACUUCAGUGGCGAAGGAGGGCUCCUCAGCAUACCACCAGGAUUCACAAGAGGCUUGGAUUUCGAAAAAGUAAAAAAAGACGAGGUAGAUCUUAAAGAAGCGGAAGAGGUUGAAAAUGUCCUUGAAGAAGAGCCUGAUAAAGAGCCCGAGGAGAAUGGCCUAGAUGCGGGCGACAAAAUCUCGGACUCUGAAGAUCCAGAUGGCGUUUCAGACGAAAGCGAAAAUGAUGAUAUAGAUUCCCUCUUGCCGGUAGAGUUUCCAGCUCUGCAACCACAUGGAGUAUUGGCUGCGUCGAGUGCAAAAAGGGGAGGAAGAGAAUGGGCACAUAUGGUCGACGUCAAGCGAGAAAUCACCAAUUUCCGGGAGCUAGUACCUGAUAUGGCAAGAGAAUGGCCUUUCGAACUCGACACUUUCCAGAAAGAAGCUGUGUACCACCUAGAAAAUGGCGACUCGGUCUUCGUUGCUGCUCACACAUCCGCCGGCAAAACGGUAGUUGCUGAGUAUGCCAUUGCUUUGGCCGCAAAGCAUAUGACUAAGGCUAUUUACACGUCCCCCAUCAAAGCUCUGAGUAACCAGAAGUUCCGAGACUUUAGGCAAAUUUUUGAUGAAGUUGGUAUUUUGACAGGAGAUGUCCAGAUAUCGCCGGAAGCCAGUUGUCUCAUCAUGACUACUGAAAUCUUAAGAAGUAUGCUUUACAGAGGAGCAGACUUGAUCCGAGACGUAGAAUUUGUAAUUUUCGAUGAGGUCCAUUAUGUCAACGAUUUAGAGCGCGGCGUCGUUUGGGAAGAGGUCAUUAUCAUGUUGCCAGCGCAUGUCACCUUAAUUUUGCUAUCCGCUACAGUUCCCAAUACGUAUGAAUUCGCCUCAUGGGUUGGUCGGACCAAACAGAAGGAUAUAUAUGUCAUCUCUACCCCUAAGAGACCUGUUCCUUUAGAGCAUUAUAUUUGGGCAGAUAAAGGCAUUCACAAGAUAGUUGAUGCAAACAAAAAAUUCAUUGAGCAAGGCUGGAAGUCAGCAAAUGAUGCUCUGUCUGGAAGAGACAAAGUAAAGCGAGAUGCAGAGCCUGCUAUUCGGGGAGGCGCUAAUGCUGGAAAUGGAAGAGGACGUGGUAAUGACCGCGGGGGUAGAGGCGGAAAUCAACGUGGAGGUCAACGAGGUGGCUCUCAGCAGCGAGGUCGCGGCGGCCCACCAAGAGCCAGCCACAAUCCGGGUCAUAUGGGCAGAGGUGGACGACCUGGUGGCCGUACAUCAGCUGCACAGGACAAGACUCUUUGGGUACAUCUUGUUCAGUUCCUCAAGAAGGAGAGUCUGCUGCCGGCCUGCAUUUUCGUGUUCUCUAAGAAGCGUUGCGAGGAAAAUGCCGAUGCUCUGAGCAAUCAGGACUUUUGCACUGCAACAGAGAAAAGCGCUAUUCAUAUGAUCAUUGAGAAAUCUAUUGCUCGUCUCAAGCCCGAAGACAGGUUGCUGCCUCAGAUCGUAAGACUGCGAGACUUGUUAGGACGAGGUAUUGCAGUACACCAUGGAGGUCUUCUUCCAAUUGUCAAGGAAGUCGUGGAAAUGCUCUUCGCGCAGACUUUGGUUAAAGUCUUGUUUGCAACAGAAACAUUUGCAAUGGGAUUGAAUUUACCCACUCGGACGGUUGUCUUCUCCGGGUACCGAAAACACGACGGUCAUUCUUUCCGAAAUUUACUGCCUGGCGAAUAUACACAGAUGGCUGGUAGAGCUGGUCGGCGAGGACUGGAUACUGUAGGAUCCGUCAUUAUUGUUGCGCCUGGUGGAGGCGAAGCUCCUCCUGUGACUGAACUCCGCCAAAUGAUCCUAGGAGAAGCGUCAAAGCUUCGUUCGCAAUUCAGGUUGACUUACAAUAUGAUUCUGAAUCUCCUUCGUGUCGAGGCUCUGAAAAUUGAAGAGAUGAUCAAGCGAAGCUUCAGUGAGCAUGCUACUCAACAGCUUCUUCCAGAGCAUGAAAAGUCGAUCAAGUUGUCUGAAGCAGAUUUAGCAAAAGUAAUCCGCGAGCCAUGUAAUACUUGCGACCAGGACAUUGAAGUCUGCCAUCAGGCUUCUCAGGAUUUCAAGCAGCGCAGUUUAGAUCUUUAUCUCGGCUUACUGGCCACACCGGUUGGACGGCGAAUGUUCUGUCCCAGAAGACUGAUUGUUUACAAACGGGAUGGCAUCCGCACGCCGGGUGUGCUGCUUCGAGACGGAGCUACCAAUGGUGCUACACCUACGGUUCACGUCUUGGAAAUCAAAUCUCAGCGUGAUCAGCGUGAUUCAACUGAUUUGUUACCUUACUUGCCAAAGUUUCGAAAAUCGUUCACGAAGCUCCCUCAAGCGAAAAAGCACAUUGCCACGAGGACUUACCAAGUCCCGAUUGGCGAUAUCGAAUGUCUUACCAGGACUGUUCUCAAAGGCGUUAUACCUGAAAUAUUCCAUGGCGGCGAUGCUUACAACAAAGCUAAAGAUGAACUCUUCCGCAUAUGCAAAUCUUGGGAACUCAGUGAGUGGAACGAAAUGGAUGUGAGCAAGGUCAAUGAUCUCCAACUCAGAGAUAUCAUCGCUGCUCGGUUCGAUCAAGCGGCGAUUGCGCAAAAGGCUAAGGCACUGGCUUGUCCACAGUUCCUCAAGCAUUUCGCAAUGUGUCACGAUCAGUGGCUUAUCCAGGAGAAUAUUACCCAGCUGCGACAGCUGAUGUCGGAUCAAAACCUCCAGCUUCUACCAGAUUACGAACAAAGAAUUCAAGUCCUACGUGACUUGGACUUUAUCGAUGAAAGCUCAAGGGUACAACUCAAAGGCAAGGUUGCAUGCGAAAUACACUCCGCGGAUGAGCUUGUGCUUACAGAAUUGGUUCUUGAUAACGUUCUUGCUGCCUACGAACCUGCAGAGAUCGUAGCUCUAUUGUCGGCUUUCGUGUUUCAAGAGAAGACUGACACCGUGCCGAACUUAAGUGGAAAUCUCGAAAAGGGUAUGAAGACGAUAAUCGAGAUAUCUGAGAAGGUUAAUGAGCGUCAAACCUACCAUCAAGUCAUCCUUUCUUCAGAUGACUCCAAUGACUUUGUCUCACGUCCUCGAUUUGGCUUGAUGGAAGUCGUAUACGAGUGGGCGCGUGGUAUGAGCUUUAAGAAUAUCACCGAUUUGACAGAUGUACUGGAAGGUACUAUUGUCAGAGUUAUCACAAGACUCGACGAAACGUGUCGAGAAGUUAAGAAUGCGGCUAGGAUUAUUGGCGACCCAGAUCUGUUUACAAAGAUGCAGACUUGUCAAGAGAUGAUCAAAAGAGAUAUCACAGCGGUUGCCUCUCUUUAUAUGUAG